AAAUGGGCCGGAAAAGCAACCGCUCACGCGGCCAUUUAUCACCCUUAAGGCCACAAAGAACACGUCUCAUUGUUUCCCUAGUCUCUGCAUUGGCCUUGCUGAGCCUCAUGGGAAUUGUAGUCUUGUUUAGUAACCCGCUGGAUAACCGCGGAAGGUCGCGCUAAAAGUAAAGGAAACUACUUAGGCACGGAGCGCCAGAAGUUCUGGGAGUUGUAGUCAAGAAGCCCUGUGGCACCUCCGGACAGCGCUUAAAGAUGAAUCGGACAAAAGGUGAUGAGGAGGAGUAUUGGAACAGCUCCAAGUUCAAGGCUUUCACCUUUGAUGAUGAAGAUGAUGAACUGUCACAGUUAAAGGAAUCCAAGAGAGCAGUAAAUAGUCUUCGAGACUUCGUGGAUGAUGAUGAUGACGAUGACCUGGAGAGAGUCAGCUGGAGUGGGGAGCCAGUGGGAAGUAUCUCAUGGUCCAUCAAAGAGACUGCUGGUAACAGUGGGUCAAACCAGGAGGGGCGUGAACAGCUCAAGAGCCGAAACAGCUUCUCCUCCUAUGCACAAUUACCCAAACCUACUUCUACCUACUCCCUGAGCAGCUUUUUUAGAGGGAGAACUAGACCUGGAAGUUUCCAGUCCCUUUCAGAUGCUCUGUCGGACACACCUGCCAAAAGCUAUGCUCCAGAGCUGGGCAGACCUAAGGGGGAGUACAGGGAUUAUAGCAAUGACUGGAGCCCCAGUGACACAGUGCGACGCCUUCGGAAGGGCAAGGCCUGCUCACUAGAAAGAUUCCGCUCCUUACAGGACAAGCUACAACUCCUAGAGGAAGCAGUAAGCAUGCAUGAUGGAAAUGUCAUUACUGCAGUUCUGAUAUUCCUGAAGAGGACACUGAGCAAAGAGAUCCUCUUCCGAGAGCUGGAGGUGCGACAGGUUGCUCUGAGACAUCUCAUUCACUUCCUUAAAGAAAUAGGGGAUCAAAAGUUGCUUUUAGACCUCUUCAGGUUCCUAGAUAGAACAGAAGAGCUUGCGCUGUCUCAUUAUCGAGAGCACUUGAACAUUCAGGACCCCGAGAAACGAAAAGAAUUUCUUAAGACCUGCAUUGGUUUGCCAUUUUCAGCAGAAGAUUCUGCACAUAUUCAAGACCAUUACACCCUCCUGGAACGUCAGAUCAUUAUUGAGGCAAAUGAUCGGCAUCUAGAAUCAGCAGGACAGACUGAGAUCUUCCGGAAGCACCCCCGCAAAGCUUCUAUCCUCAACAUGCCAUUAGUGACCACGCUUUUCUACUCCUGCUUCUACCAUUACACGGAGGCUGAGGGGACGUUCAGCAGUCCAGUCAACCUGAAGAAGACAUUUAAGAUCCCAGAUAAACAGUAUGUGCUGACGGCCCUGGCCGCUCGUGCCAAGCUUCGGGCCUGGCAUGAUGUAGAUGCCCUCUUUACCACAAAGAACUGGCUGGGCUACACCAAGAAGAGAGCGCCCAUUGGCUUCCAUCGGGUUGUAGAAAUUUUGCACAAGAAUAGUGCCCCUGUCCAGAUAUUACAAGAGUAUGUUAAUCUGGUGGAAGAUGCGGACACAAAGUUGAACUUAGCCACCAAAUUCAAGUGCCAUGAUGUCGUCAUUGAUACUUGCCGGGACCUGAAGGAUCGUCAGCAGUUGCUAGCAUACAGGAGUAAAGUGGAUAAAGGAUCUGCAGAGGAGGAGAAGAUUGAUGCCAUUCUGAAUAGCUCGCAAAUUCGAUGGAAGAAUUAAGUGGCAUUAGCUACCCUGAAACCUGCCUCAUUUCUUCCUUUCCUGCCUAUAGUAGAGAGUGCUCUUUGUUGGGAGAAUUACAGUAUCACAUCGCUUUGGACCCAUCAUCAACAGGCAAUGCCUGCUACUCUUAGGACAGAAACCAGCGUCUGGGCACAGACAGCUUCAGACUGAUCUUCUGUCCAAGAAUCAUCAUCUAAGGGCCAAGAUCUAAAGCUCUGACUCAUGAGAAAGAUUCUCUCCACCUGGUGCUCAAGUGAAGGUGGGAAUAAUUUCUAGAUUGGGCCCAUAUUGGGCAAGAUCUCUCUUGGUCUGGGAAAAUGACUGCUCUAGAAAAGAAGUCUCCUAGACUAAGAGGUCAGGGAUCAUAGGAUGGCCACUCCAUCCCUCUCAGCUAAUUAUGACCCUGGACUUGGUGCUGGACAUUGGGAGUUCUGCUCUGAAUGGAGUCAGAAUAGAACCAAAAUGGCUCUCUCUCAAGGGACCUCAGGAAGGGGUGCCAGUAUAGCCAGGAGCUGUUGGAGGUGCCCUCACACCAGACUGCACAGAGUCCUCCACAUAAUGACAGAGAGUGCCCAGACGUCGAGUUUCUUCAGCCAGUGUCCUUCUGCUGCCCCAGUUCUAGCCUCUGUUCGAGACUUGUGGUUCCUCUUUCACCGGCACACCAAGAUGGCCUUGUGUAGGAGAUAAGGACAUCCCUGUUAUCUUUUCCUCUACUUCUCCCACCCCAGACCCAUAACUUUAUAUGGAGCUCAGAUUCAGCAGUGCUAGAGAGCUCUUCCUUUAUGCACAAAUCUCAUUAUUUCACUAGGAGCUUUCAGAAGGUCCACCAGGGCUAAACUCAGCAGCAUUUCAGACGGUUAGGAUAUUAAUUAAGAUGGAGGUUUUAGUUUCAUGCUUGGUUUUCAAGAGGGUAUUCUGGAGUGCUAGCCUCCUGCUCUGUACCAAUAGAAGCCUCUCUUCUCUAUAACUGAAUUGGGUUUCCCCGACAUGCCUAGACUCCUAAUAAAGCUAUUUCUUCCUUGGUGC
Panthera uncia (snow leopard) is the source of this 2765-nucleotide messenger RNA. RefSeq names its product VPS33B interacting protein, apical-basolateral polarity regulator, spe-39 homolog (gene VIPAS39). Gene Ontology annotation, biological process: intracellular protein transport; vacuolar transport. The record is from RefSeq and is a predicted model, not a curated record. Gene Ontology annotation, cellular component: cytoplasm. Bases 255 to 1736 code for a protein of 493 amino acids. The transcript has 20 exons. Lineage: Eukaryota; Metazoa; Chordata; Mammalia; Carnivora; Felidae.